Messenger RNA from Truncatella angustata, 1876 nucleotides. Its product is annotated as major facilitator superfamily domain-containing protein. The record is from RefSeq and is a predicted model, not a curated record. Bases 319 to 1740 code for a protein of 473 amino acids. NCBI's taxonomy places the organism in Eukaryota, Fungi, Ascomycota, Sordariomycetes, Amphisphaeriales, Sporocadaceae. The transcript has 12 exons. Gene Ontology annotation, molecular function: transmembrane transporter activity. Gene Ontology annotation, biological process: transmembrane transport. Gene Ontology annotation, cellular component: membrane.
CGCGCAGCCCGAGUGUGGAGCGCACUAGGUAACCCAAAGCAAUGAGGCAUGUGGAGAAAUCCAGUCCCUCGGAUCCAAAUCCAGAUUUGCUUAGGAGCGAAACUGGGCUUUCUCCUCGUGUCGUUUUAGAAGAAAUCUUGGGUAUAGUGGUUUGGGAGACAUUGAAGUUGAACAGACGUCACGAUUCGGUUGACGUAAAGCGCAAGGACUGCCGAUAUCUUGAGGUCUGGAAAACAGGAGUGCGAGAGACCUCGCCUCUUCAAUCUGCGAGCCUCAACCCUACAAUUCUUGCAACUUGCCAUUCACGGACUUAACAAAAUGGACAACAAAUUUUUGGACAAGCCAUCUGCUGAGCAAUACGAAGUUAUGGGUACUGAGCCGCUGGAAAGCCCAAAGACUCGAGAUGAGUUCAUUGAAUCUUAUGUUAUUGAUACGGAAGAGGAGCGCAAACUAGUCCGCAAGAUCGAUCUCUAUAUCCUGCCAACUAUGUGGAUUAUGUAUCUUUUGAGUUAUAUGGACAGGACAAACAUCGGAAACGCCAAGAUUGCAGGUAUGGCAGAAGACCUCGGCUUAGAUUCGAAUCGGUACUCGAUCUCACUCAUUGUUUUCUUCGUCGGUUAUGUCAUCUGGGAAGUACCAUCGAAUAUGAUUCUUGCCCAGACAAAGCCUUCAAUCUUCCUGCCGACAAUAAUGUUUCUAUGGGGAUGCGCGACAAUCGGAAUGGCCUUUAUAGACACUUACAAAGCAUUGGUCGGACUGAGAGUUCUCAUUGGUCUACUCGAAUCAGGAUUUGCUCCCGGAGUGUUGCUCCUUCUUUCCAGUUGGUACAAGCCAGAUGAACAAGCGCGUCGUUUUGGUGUGUAUAUCUCAGCGGCUAUUUUAUCGGGAGCCUUUGGUGGACUUAUCGCCGGAUCUAUUACUGGUGGACUCGACGGAGUUAACGGUAUGGCUGGCUGGCGAUGGCUCUUCAUCACAGAAGGUGCGGCAACGGCGGUUUGGUCUAUUGUUGCCUCUUUCUUACUUAUGGAUUUCCCUGCGAACACAAAAAGACUUACCGAGCCCGAGCGAGAACUAGCCCUCAAGCGGCUAAUGGCCAGUGACGGCCUCAUCGAAACUGAAGACUCGCCCAAGUUGUCCCACUGGCAGGCACUCAAGGAGGCUCUCAUCAAUUGGAGGGUCUGGGGUUUUGUCGUCGGGUACAUGGCGGUUGUAGGCUCUUCAACAUUGUCAUACUUCUAUCCAACUUUAGUCACAGGACUCGGUUAUUCUACAACAAUGGCGCAAUAUAUGACCAUUCCGAUUUAUGCUGCAAGUUUUGUCAUUACCAUUAUUGUCGUUGUCUUCAUGGAUAAAUAUCCUGAGUGGAGAGGUUUGGUAUUAGCCUGCGCCAUGGGAGUCUCAAUGCUUAUGGCUAUUAUCAUUUGUGUGGUGUACGAUUUCAAAGUACGAUACGCACUGCUAGUUAUCAUGGCGUGCGGCCUUUGGGCAUCCAACGGUCUAUCACUGGCUUAUGCUUCGUCAACUUUUAGCUCUAAGUCUGCAGAGGUCCGUGGUAUUAGUCUUGCAUUCAUCAAUGCUAUGGGAAACCUUGCACAGAUCUACGGCUCGUACCUCUUCCCAUCAAAAGACUCACCCCAGUACCUGGUGGGAUUCGGAGUUAUUGCGGGGCUCUGCUUUACGGGAGUAACGUCAUACCUGGCUCUAUUCGUUUUGCUCAAUAGAUAUCCUCAAAGGAGGUAGAUCAUGGACUUUGCAGUGUUUUGUUGGUUGGCGGCCAACGAGUUGCCUCGGUAAUUAGGCGUUAGACAUGAUUAUUACGCUAGUCUAGAGAGUAGUUGGCAAAGCAUACUGAAUGAAAACGACGAUUUAUAAUAAA